UACGAUUGAGGAUAAUAAGAGUUCAUCUAUCGAAUUCACUUAUCUUGGUAAAUUUUACUCCAUGACUAUGGAUGACAGGGUUGAGCAGCGUGAAAUGGUGUUGAACGAGUAUCAUGGUUGAACAUUCAUGAUAUCGUGAGAGGUGGCGUACGUGCAAUUUAACGGUAGGGAGAAUUUUACAAAUUGCACGACUACCUUUAGACAACGCUUGUAACGUUUCAUAGAAGUGCCAGCAAGAGGCUUCUGUAUACACGAGGCAACAUUUUUACCGGGCUUUUUCAAGAGGAGUGAUUCUUUUGAUAAACAACAUGUCGCUGGAUACUCUGAGCGACGCAGAAUUGCGUAGUAAACUAAUGGAAUAUGGGUAUCCAGUGGGCCCGGUAACGCAGACCACUAGAAAGAUUCUCGUAAAGAAGCUAAAAAAUCUCAUGGAAAGUCGAAGUGGUACAAGCUCGAGGCAUUCAUUAGCUGCCAGAUACAGCAGUGAGGAUACAGAUGACGACACAAGUUCAACGACUAGUAAAAAGAAAAAAACCACAGCAAAUGCUAGAAGGCAAACACUGGCAAAUCCAAUGCCACCACCAGCUGUCGUAUCUUCCGGAGUAAAUAUAUCAAAGAAUCCAAUUAAAGACAAAGCAACACCUUCGGAGUUUAAAGAUCCUGCAGCACUAGAUUAUGAUAAUUCUUUGCAAUUUACGACUCGUACAAUAACAAAAACUACUCAUAAAAAAUAUACAAAAACUAAUAAGAUAUCAACUGUAAAUGAUGGCUUGGAGACUGGUUCAGAUUCAGAUGUUGUUGAAGAAGUAACUAAAUCAUAUUCUCCACCUAAAUAUUUGUCAAGUGUUGGAAAACUUCACGAGCCUAGAACAUAUGAACAUAAUGUCUCUGAUCAAGAUCAAGUUUCAAAGUCGUAUGAUUCAAAAUCAAGAUCUGUUCACACGAUAAAAGAUAACAAAUACAAUGACUCACUCUUUGAUUCAAACAUUUCUCCAAUACACUCGGUCAAUGAAGAUGUAUGUACAAAAUUAGACACAAAUCAAAGAGAUCCUUUGACAAAUUAUGAUACGCCAUUUUUGUCAGAAUUUACUAGAAGACUUAGUUCAAGAUCAUCUGUCAAUUUACCAAGUUCAUCUUUGUCUAGCUUAAAAAGUCCACCAUCGCGUUUUACAUCAAAUUUGCCAGACUUAAAAGAAAAAGAUUCUAAUGGUCAUUUUUCUUCUUUAAGAUCAUUGUAUCCAUCCAGUUCAAGUUCUAGAUAUGCAACAUCAUUCACCGAUAGAUCUCGAGAAACAAUGAACAGAGUAUUUAAACCAUCAUCCGCAAAUAGGGAAGAUAUACGGAAUAACCACAAUAUGGUAUCUGUAAUUUUGGUAGUGGUACUUGCUUUAUUUUUCGGAUUCCUUGCUAUUAUAUACAUGGGACUUGGUGGAAAAACAGAGACCUUUCCAUCACUUUCAACGGAUAGCAACAUACCAUUAUGUUUCGUUGGAGAUGACCGUGAAGCACCUGGAGCUAGCUGUGUAAUGAAAGAAAACGUAGAUUCCGUAUUACAAUUAUUGAAACGACUUCAACCGAUUUUAACGAGAAAAGCUGUGUCCAUGAUAUGCGACAAUUCCAGUGAAACCCCUUAUUUGACCGAUUCGGAGAUUAUGCAAAUGUUUACGAGUAAUAAAGUGACAAGUCUAGAAGUAAAACAAGAUUUGCAAAACGCACAAUUACUCGUCAUAAAGAAUCCGAAAUGGGGCAUUUCUCUUAUAGAUAUAAGUGAUGGUAAUGGAAAUGGCGACGUUUUGGAUUCCUUGGAUAAGUUAUUUUCUACUCGUCUAAGUGGGAAAGUUGGAAUGGUGAUUAUGAAUCCUGAGUUGCCAAUGCAGUGUCUCGUCAAGAAUAAGCUUUUCACCAUAUUCUCUUCCCUUCUAAUCGUAUCAUUUGGCCUUCUAGCAGCUACAGGGAUACAGAAGUUAUUCGUUUGGUAUAUAAGAUAUAAGAAAAAUGUAGAGAAAGAAGUGUUUAAACUUGUUAGUGACAUUAUUAAUAUGGUCGAAACGCAUCAUCAAAAUGCGGCAGUUGCAUCACCGGGUGGCACUACGCAAGAGAGCUUUCUUGCAAUAAAUCAUGUACGUGAUAAUCUUAUAGCGCCAAAAGAUCGAAAAAAAAUGGCAGGACUUUGGGAAAAAGCAGUAAAAUUUUUAGACGAAAAUGAAUCCAGAAUUCGAAGAGAAGUACAACAAGUUUCGGGAGAAGAAUUCCAUGUAUGGCGCUGGUUGCCUAACAAUAGUCUUAACAAAUCAAACAGCCAAAACUUUGUUUUAAACAAAAAAUCUAAAGUCUGGCAAGGACAAGCAUUUGAAACAAUGGAAGGUUCUGCCAAUAGUUUAACUUGUUCGCCAACACCCUGCUUGAAGAUAAGGCACAUGUUUGAUGCUGACGUAGAAUUCGAAGACGAUUGGGAAACAAAGGUACAAGAUGCUAUUUUGGAAAAAUGCGGAGAGGGCGUAAAAAUUCUUCACAUCCGUGUAGAUCGUGGUAGUCGAGAAGGUUGUGUUUACAUGAAAUGUAUGUCACAAGACGACGCGGGGAAAGCUUAUAGGGCUUUACAUGGAUGUUGGUUUGAUGGUCAUUUAGUAACCGUAAAGUACCUGAGAUUGGAGAGAUAUUAUGAAAGAUUUCCAGAUGCACGUCGCUGUACGACACCGUUGAAACCAAGUAACAAUCAACGAUUAUCUAUGCAGGCUGAUUAUUAGUAGAAAUGCUAUAUAAAUGUAAACUGACAAAAUACCUCUUUGCUUGUAUAUAUAUAUGAAUAACAAGCAGAAUUUGAAUUUUUGCCGCUGAAAUAAUUGUUUGCGGACCAGAAUUCGUGAAACUUUUAUAAAAUAUUCUAUACUUCUAGAAAAGUAUAGAAUUUUAUUGUCGCGCAGAAAUGUAGAGUAUAUGCAGACUCGCGAUUGUGUGAUAGAAUUCUAAAGAUUGAUUAGUCAGAGACUUUUUUAUAAGCAUUUUCAUUUUGAUUUUGUAACAUGUAUAUCAUGUUCUAUCACCUUUUUUUAAGGCUAGAAAAUUGAGGAAGAUACAAGACUCAAUGAUUAUAUUAUUUAUAAAAUUGCAAACUGUAACUGUGUAAAGUAAGUGUGAAGACGCAAUUUUUAACGCUACAUUUUGUGAGGAAGUAGCAAUAUGCAAAUUGAUAGUAUCCAUAUCCAAAUUUCUGUAUUACAUAAGGUUUUUUUUCAUGCGUUAAGGAAACAUUAAUUUACCGCGUGAUAUUUAAUCCUGCGACACGGCAAUAUCUUUUUCGCAUUAUUAAGCAUUCUUGCAUUAUACUAAUAUUUAGUAAACUAGCAUAACAAUAUGUUAUUAUCACUCAAUUUGAUAAUGUGUAGAUAGAAAUUAAUUAAAUAGUAUAUUUUUUAGAUAAACAGUAACGAGAAAAACUGAUCUUGAA
Molecule: messenger RNA, 3448 nt
Organism: Frieseomelitta varia
Lineage: Eukaryota; Metazoa; Arthropoda; Insecta; Hymenoptera; Apidae
Gene: MAN1
Product: inner nuclear membrane protein Man1
Exons: 12
Coding region: 309-2747 (812 amino acids)
Biological process (GO): nuclear envelope organization; negative regulation of BMP signaling pathway
Cellular component (GO): nuclear inner membrane
Molecular function (GO): chromatin DNA binding
Source: RefSeq, a predicted model, not a curated record